CCUUUUGCUGUUACUCCAGGAAGAGCCAUUCAAGGCGACGUGUCUCUUGUCGGCCGAGUUUCUUCAGUCGCAAAGAGGAGAGCGGCUGCCUUGUAGCCUCAGAGGAUCCUGGGACCUUUUCCUGAGGCGUCGUUUCGGGGAGGCCGGCCAUGGCUGCCUCAGAAGGCCUGGUGGAGCGGCUGCGGGACCGCGUGAAGGAGCUGGAGGAAGAACUGGCCCGAGAGAGGGCGAAGGGCGGCGGCGAGGGGCAGAGUUGCCGAGCGCGGAUCGAGCAAAUGAGCCCGGAGGUCACGGACUCCAACCCGUACAGUCGUUUGAUGGCACUGAAAAGAAUGGGAAUUGUGAAUAAUUAUGAGCAAAUCCGCUCCUUUGCAGUAGCCAUUGUGGGUGUUGGUGGAGUUGGCAGCGUGACGGCUGAGAUGCUGACAAGAUGUGGCAUUGGUAAGCUGCUCCUAUUUGAUUAUGACAAGGUGGAGCUGGCAAAUAUGAACCGGCUUUUUUUCCAACCCCAUCAGGCUGGACUAAGUAAAGUUCAAGCAGCAGAGCAUACACUGAGGAACAUCAAUCCUGAUGUCCAGUUUGAAGUACAUAACUACAACAUCACAACUAUGGAGAACUUUCAACAGUUUAUGGAUAGGAUCAGUAAUGGUGGAUUAGAAGAAGGGAAACCAGUUGAUCUGGUAUUAAGCUGUGUGGAUAACUUUGAAGCCCGUAUGGCAAUUAACACAGUUUGCAAUGAACUUGGACAAGUAUGGAUGGAAUCAGGAGUAAGUGAAAAUGCUGUCUCCGGCCAUAUCCAGCUAAUCAUACCUGGUGAAUCAGCUUGUUUCGCAUGUGCACCACCACUUGUUGUUGCAGCAAAUAUAGAUGAGAAAACACUGAAACGGGAGGGUGUAUGCGCAGCCAGUUUGCCCACGACUAUGGGAGUUGUUGCUGGCCUCCUUGUGCAAAAUGUCCUCAAAUAUUUAUUAAACUUCGGUACUGUCAGCUUUUACCUUGGCUACAAUGCAAUGCAGGAUUUCUUUCCCUCCAUGACUAUGAAGCCCAAUCCACAGUGUGAUGACAAAAACUGUAGAAAGCAACAGGAAGAAUACAAGACAAAAGCAGUAAUUAACCCUAAACAAGAGGUCUGUGAAGAGGCAGAAGAAAUAGUACAUGAAGAAAACGAUUGGGGUAUAGAAUUGGUUUCAGAAGUUUCUGAAGAGGAGUUGAAAGCUGCUUCAGGUCCAGUUCCUGAUCUUCCAGAAGGCAUCACACUGGCAUAUACAAUACCUAACAAGGAAGAAAACUCUAUAGAUGGAGAAACUGUUGCUGAGUCCGAGGAAAGUCUAGAAGAACUUAUGGCUAAAAUGAAGACUAUGUAGCACUACUUCAGCAUUACUUUUGUAUCAUGUUUGGCCUUUCAUGGAUGACGGCCCAUUUUUAGUCCGCUUAUUUAUGUUAACUUAAUAACUGUAAACUCACAUCUUUCAGAAUGUAUGAGGGUCCAACAAAAUUUACUUGUGUGUAAUCCACAAUGGCAACUGCCUUGUAGACCAAGUAUGGAUGGUAAGCAGUUUACUUGCUAGCAUGACAAUAUAAGAAAAACAGACAUAAAGUAAUUGUACAAAAUAUCUAAUAUUUUCUAAAAUGUGUAAUUUAGACUCAAAUACCUUAAUAGCUGUUGUAACCUUAGUUCCUAUUUAAAACAUUACUUGGUAAUUUCAUAGACCUUCCUCUACAUAGGCAGCUCUGAAAUGUUUCGGCUUACAGCUCCCAUCAGCCUUAGUCACAGUGGAUGAUUUAUUUAUUUUCACGUCAGGAGCGUCUUGAGAAACUGCAAGUCGCUUCUGGUGUGAGAAGUGACUUGAGAGAAUUAGCUGUCUGCAAGGAUAUUGCCCAGGGGACGCCCAGAUGUUAUUUACCAUCCAGUGGGAGGCUUCUCUCAUGUCCCGCAUGAACUGAAGCUGACAGACAGCUCAUCCUGCUCCCCAGAUUUGAACCGCCUUUUGGUCAGCAGUCCUGCCAGCACAUGGGUUUAACCCAUUACGUCACCGGGGGCUCAUUGUGGAUGAUGAAAUUCUGGGAGUUGUCAGUCAAACCAAUUAAAGGGGUCUAUAUUGUAAAAAACAGUUUUCUUAUGCACUUAUCUCUGCUAGCAUAAGAAAAACUGCAGGCUUGAGCACUCUCUAAUUGUCACAUUGUCUGUAUUAGAAUACUGGUUUUUUAUUGUCAUGUAGAAAUAUGGCUUUGAAGGACUAUGUUGUUAAAUUAACCAGUUUCAUUACACAAUCAUUUGUUUUGCAGUGGAAUUGCACGAUGAAUGGUUUAUAUGUAACUACAAGCCAGGAGCUGAGAAAAGUGAAAGAAUUAUUUCUCCUAUAUUUCUUCUGGCAGCCUAAAACUUCGCUAGGCUGACAGGACAUGUCACCUUACAUCAUAAUUUAGCAUUGUAUUGUAAACAAGGUCCAUCAUUUUGUAAUGCAUCACACAUGCCUGUUACUUCCUUUACAACACUUUGCCUCAGUAUGAAUCAUGAGGUCUUAAGUGUUCCUUGAAUCCAAAAAUCACGUUUUUCUGUGCCUGUUACUUGUGAACGCAAAACUGAAUAUAAUAAAAAUUGUACUGUGUUGGGAGAGAAUAAGACUUCUGCAUAAAAACCUGCCUGUUGAUUAUGCAGCUAUCAAAAAUGGUGGAGGCAAGGCGAAUAAGGAAUAGUUAAAACCUGUGAAAGUCUGUCACCAUCUUUGCUGUACCCUGUAACAAGUAUUUUUAAUAAUACAAAUUUAAAGUAAUGGUUACUUUUCUGAAGUACUGUACAUAUUUGUAAGUUAUUCUCCAGCUAUCUGAAUGAGAUGCUUCAAUCCAGAAGAGAAGCAGUCCUACAAUUAGUGGGGUUCACUUCAACUACUGUAGGAUUUAAGCACUCCUUUCAGUCCAUCUUUGCUUGCUGGAAUAACACUAGAUAUAUUUCGGAAACUGUUUGUAAAAUUGCUUUUCUACUGAACUCUAAACUGACAGACUUCUUGUUAAAGACUAUUCAACUGUAAUCAGGCAGGAGGAGAAAGAAACAUGCUUGUGUAUAUAUACAUGUAUGUAUGGGACCUUGACACUUGAAACAAAUUCACAAUUGACUCAAAACCUCGAUUCCUGUAGAUUACACUGUAAUUUCAGUGCAUUUUUGCAACUGUAUUCUUAUCUGUAUUGAGUCAGCAUGAACUAGGACUCUGGAGAACAGGGCAGAACAAGUCACACUUCCUUGGCCUCGGAGGGAGGCCAAGACAACUUUCCCCUCCCCAAAGAAAACUUUAUGAUAAAGUCACCUUAGGGUCUCUAUAAAUCGGUAACAAUUUGAAGAAAAAGAACAAAAACAGUUCUUACCUCUUCUUUGGCACUACCAGCCUCAAAUGCCAAUAAAUACUAAAAAGCUUGAGUUGCUCCUAUUUAUGUAUAAAAUUCAUGCUUUCAAAAUGCAGACAGUUCCUUCUUCCCUAAUGUAUGUGAUCCUCUGAAGCUUUCUGCUGUAGAAUUUGGAAUGAAAUUGUAACUAUUCAAUGGUUAUGUGAUAGUAAUGGAUUUUGGAAGUUUGAAUUGCAAAAGAGUUCAGCUUCCAGCAGAAUGACUUGUUUUAUGUACAUUUUGCUAUCAACACUAUGAAAUAAAAUCCUCUGAUACGUCUCUACAAAA
Molecule: messenger RNA, 3666 nt
Organism: Anolis carolinensis (green anole)
Lineage: Eukaryota; Metazoa; Chordata; Lepidosauria; Squamata; Anolidae
Gene: uba5
Product: ubiquitin like modifier activating enzyme 5
Exons: 12
Coding region: 150-1364 (404 amino acids)
Biological process (GO): protein ufmylation
Cellular component (GO): cytoplasm; cytosol
Molecular function (GO): UFM1 activating enzyme activity
Source: RefSeq, a predicted model, not a curated record